AUGUGGAUGCUUAAAGCUGCGCUGUUGACCCUGCUUGCUCUUGGCCCGAGAAUUUCGACGGCCGAGUGUACUUCAAAGGAUGCAGUCGAUUCAGAGCGAUACGAUUACAUUGUCGUCGGAGCAGGCGCCGGUGGCAUGCCUGUCGCAGACAGGCUUUCCGAGGCGGGCAAUAAGGUCCUCAUGAUUGAAAGGGGGCCUAUUUUAUCUGGUCGAUGGUUUCCCGAGGAGAAUUUACUCAAAGAUCAACUCCCUUUUGACAACUGGCGACCGGAAUGGCUCAAAGGCACCAACCUCACCAGAUUCGACGUACCAGGCCUGUGUCAAAGAAUCUGGGUAGACGGGAAAAAUGUCACGUGUGACGACAUCAACGAGAAUAUAUCUGGCUGCGUCCUGGGCGGAGGAAUGGCCGUCAAUGCAGGUCUCUGGUGGAAGUCUCCUGACAUUGACUGGGAUCAAAACUAUCCAGAGGGUUGGAAGGCAGCAGACAUGAAGGUUACCGCGGAUGCGCUUUUCAAGAGAAUCCCUGCAACCGACAGGCCCUCAACGGACGGUGUUCUCUAUGCUCCGGAGGGCUAUAACGUGCUUUCGCGCGCCUUGGAAGCCGGAGGAUGGAAUCACGUCAACCCGGCAGACAACCCCAACGCGAAAAGCCAAACAUUUGCGUUUGCAAACUUCAUGUACCAGAACGGGGAACGGCAUGGUCCGUUGGCAACCUAUCUGGUUACGGCAAACUCGAGACCUAACUUCAAAAUGUGGACGAACACGAUGGCCCGCCGUGUCAUCCGCGAUCGAGGUCGGAUCACAGGGGUCGAGGUCGAGUCUCGUGGUGACGGAGGCCGAUGCGGCAUCGUGAACGUAACGGAGUCGACUGGCCGAGUGGUGAUCUCAGGCGGCUACUACGGCACACCGAAGCUGCUAUUCCGAAGCGGCAUCGGACCAGAGGAUCAGCUCCGCAUUGUCCAGCAGAGCACCGAUGGCCCCGACUUCAUCGAAGAAACCCAGUGGAUCAAGCUACCAGUAGGCCGAAAUCUUCACGAUCACACGGUCACUGACUUGCAGAUCACUCACAAAGACGUCUAUUAUUAUGACUUUCAGAUUGGUGCAUGGGAGAGUCCAAUCCAAGCUGAUGUGGAUGCCUACUUGAAGAAUCGGACUGGGAUGCUUACCAUGACGGCGCCAAAUGAUGGUCCUAUCAUGUGGGAAGUCAUUCAUGGGCCUGAUGGACCACGCCAGUUUCAAUAUACAGCACGAGUGGCCGGAGCGACCAAGAAUUCGAUGACAAUCUCGCAGUUCCUUGGCCGAGGCGGUACAUCAGUUGGCGCCGUGACAAUUAACUCAAAUCUCACGAUGUCCAUUUCUACUCUUCCAUAUCAGCAAACGAAGGAGGAUAAAGCGGCCAUCAUUGCUAGUAUCAAAAAUCUCAUGAAGGCACUGUCGACCGAUCCUGACAUCGUGUUCACACACCCGCCCGCAAAUAUGACUGUGGAACAAUACAUUGAAGAGAUGCCCGUGAAUCUCCAGAGACGGCGUGGGCUUCAUUACCUCGGUACCGCAAAGAUGGGAAUCGACAGCGGUCUUGAAGGUGGCACGUCCGUCGUCGACACUCACACGCGCGUCUAUGGUACAGAAAAUCUGUUCAUCGUCGAUGCUUCGAUUAUGCCUGGAAUGGUCACGACCAAUCCGUCUGGACCGAUCAUGACUGUUGCGGAAAGGGCAGCUCAGCGCAUUCUAGAGCUACAAGGGAACAUCUUGUCUGCUGGUGUCGGUGUCGCGGAUGUUUCAAAAGGGGCGCAGAAGAGUCUGGCGAAUCAACCGUCGUACAACAUCCCUCUACUUACUUGCGCGCUAAGUCUUGUCAUUUUACAGGUGGGAUUCUAA
This is a messenger RNA of Colletotrichum gloeosporioides, 1878 nucleotides long. Its product is annotated as Cellobiose dehydrogenase. The transcript has 3 exons. The record is from RefSeq and is a predicted model, not a curated record. NCBI's taxonomy places the organism in Eukaryota, Fungi, Ascomycota, Sordariomycetes, Glomerellales, Glomerellaceae. Bases 1 to 1878 code for a protein of 625 amino acids. Gene Ontology annotation, molecular function: flavin adenine dinucleotide binding; oxidoreductase activity, acting on CH-OH group of donors.